GAGCAGGAGCCGCGGCCGCCCGGAGCAGGGCGCCGCAGGGCUGCCCGCCGCGGUCGCUCCCGUGGCCAAGCGACGCCUGGUGUCGAAGGCCAGUCACAGAGCCGUGGCCGCGGUCCCGCAGGACGCCGAGGAGCGGGCCCCGGAGCCGGCCUACCAGCGCGGGGCCUGCCCGCGCAGGCGCGAGGACAGCCCGGAGUACGCCCCGCUGCACCUCCAGGACGGCGGCCAUGGCGGGCAGAGGCUGCCUCCCCGCGUGCCGCGCGCUCCCCA
This is a messenger RNA of Prorocentrum cordatum, 270 nucleotides long. NCBI's taxonomy places the organism in Eukaryota, Dinophyceae, Prorocentrales, Prorocentraceae. The record is from the annotation of a GenBank genome assembly.